This is a messenger RNA of Phragmites australis (common reed), 1735 nucleotides long. Its product is annotated as glutamine synthetase, chloroplastic. Lineage: Eukaryota; Viridiplantae; Streptophyta; Magnoliopsida; Poales; Poaceae. The transcript has 14 exons. The coding region runs from base 202 to 1491 and encodes 429 amino acids. Gene Ontology annotation, cellular component: cytoplasm. The record is from RefSeq and is a predicted model, not a curated record. Gene Ontology annotation, molecular function: glutamine synthetase activity.
CCACCCAAAGCCGCCGGAGCCCUAUCCCCUCAGCGAAAGCCAGAUGCUGCUGCCGCCGCGGCCACUGGAUACUAAAUAUUUAUACCACCCGCCCCCUUGAUUCCGAGACGGCCUCUUCCCCUUCCCCCUCUCGCGCCGUCUGGUUCUAGGCAAGCACAGGUUUCGAGUGGAAGGGAGGGAGGGCGGUCGGUUCAUUGGGAAAUGGCGCAGGCGGUGGUGCCGGCGAUGCAGUGUCAGGUCGGGGCGCGGGGCAAGGCGGCCGUCCGGGCGAGGCCGGCGGGUGCGGGAGGAAGGGUGUGGGGCGUGAAGAGGAGCGGGCGCGGCACGUCCGGGUUCAAGGUGAUGGCCGUGAGCACGGAGAGCACCGGGGUGGUGCCGCGCCUCGAGCAGCUGCUCAACAUGGACACCAAGCCCUUCACCGACAAGAUCAUCGCCGAGUACAUCUGGGUUGGAGGAUCUGGAAUUGACCUCAGAAGCAAAUCAAGGACAUUAUCAAAACCAGUGGAGGAUCCCUCUGAGCUACCGAAAUGGAACUACGACGGAUCAAGCACAGGGCAAGCUCCAGGAGAAGACAGUGAAGUCAUCCUAUACCCCCAGGCUAUCUUCAAGGACCCAUUUCGAGGUGGCAACAACAUAUUGGUUAUCUGUGAUACUUACACACCAGCUGGGGAACCCAUUCCUACUAACAAACGCCACAGGGCUGCACAAAUAUUCAGUGACCCGAAGGUCGUGGACCAAGUGCCAUGGUUUGGCAUUGAACAGGAGUACACUUUGCUCCAGACAGAUGUGAAUUGGCCUCUUGGCUGGCCUGUUGGAGGCUACCCUGGUCCCCAGGGUCCAUACUACUGCGCUGUAGGAGCAGACAAAUCAUUUGGCCGUGACAUAUCAGAUGCUCACUACAAGGCAUGUCUUUACGCUGGAAUUAACAUUAGUGGAACAAAUGGGGAGGUCAUGCCUGGUCAGUGGGAGUAUCAGGUUGGACCUAGCGUUGGUAUUGAAGCAGGAGAUCACAUAUGGAUUUCAAGAUACAUUCUCGAGAGGAUCACGGAGCAAGCUGGCAUAGUGCUUACUCUUGAUCCGAAACCAAUUCAGGGUGACUGGAACGGAGCUGGUUGCCACACAAAUUACAGCACAAAGAGCAUGCGUGAGGAUGGAGGUUUUGAAGUGAUCAAGAAAGCAAUCCUGAACCUUUCUCUUCGCCAUGAUCUGCAUAUUAGUGCAUAUGGAGAAGGAAAUGAAAGGAGGUUGACAGGAUUACAUGAGACAGCUAGCAUAGACAACUUCUCAUGGGGUGUGGCAAACCGUGGCUGCUCUAUCCGGGUGGGGCGAGAUACUGAGGCAAAAGGAAAAGGCUACCUGGAAGACCGUCGCCCGGCAUCAAACAUGGACCCAUAUGUUGUGACAUCGCUACUGGCUGAAACCACAAUUCUUUGGGAGCCAACCCUUGAGGCGGAAGCUCUUGCCGCUAAGAAGUUAGCGCUGAAGGUAUGAAAAACUUGAAAGCUGGUUGAGGCGAAUAAAUCAGUCCGCAACAAAAUUGAUUGUUGUCCAUCGGUCUGGAUCUUGCGAUUCUGUUCGGCGCCAUUCUGUACAAAUUUACAGAUUCUAAACCCACAUUGUCUUAGAUUCGUCGGUUACCUUUUGCUUGAACUUUGCAUUUGAUGUUGGUCUGUACUUGACUCCAUUUGGUACUGACAGUGAUGGACAGCGAAAUACAUUCGGUUACUGUGGUUCA